Molecule: messenger RNA, 1758 nt
Organism: Chenopodium quinoa (quinoa)
Lineage: Eukaryota; Viridiplantae; Streptophyta; Magnoliopsida; Caryophyllales; Amaranthaceae
Exons: 3
Coding region: 1-1758 (585 amino acids)
Biological process (GO): DNA integration
Molecular function (GO): nucleic acid binding
Source: RefSeq, a predicted model, not a curated record
AUGUUUAAGCAAUUGCAAGUUAAUAUUCCGUUUGCUGAUGCAUUGAUGCAAAUUCCUUCAUAUUCUAAAUUUCUUAAAGAAAUCAUGUCUAAAAAGUGGAAAUUAGAGGAUUAUGAAACUAUUGCUUUGAGUGAAGAAUGUAAAGCUGUAAUUCAGAAUAAGCUUCCUCCUAAAUUAAAAGAUCCUGACAGUUUUUCUAUUCCUUGCACUCUUGGUGAUGUUAAUUUUUCUAAAGCUUUAUGUGACUCAGGUGCAAGUGUUUCUCUCAUGCCAUUGUCUAUUUACAAGAAGCUUGGUUUGAAUGAUUUAAAAUGCACUACUAUUUCAUUGCAACUUGCUGAUAGGUCUGUUAAAUAUCCUCUAGGAGUAGUAGAAAACGUGCUAAUGAAAGUUGGUAAAUUUAUUAUACUUGUUGAUUUUGUUAUUCUUGAUAUGGACGAGGAUGUUGACGUGUCUAUUAUUCUUGGGAGACCAUUUUUAGCUACAGCUGGUACUAUAAUUGAUGUUAAAAAUGGCAUGUUAACUUUUAAAAUUGGUGAAGAAGAGGUACAAUUCAAUUUGUUUCAAUCUGCUAAAUACCCUUCCUUUACUGACCAUGUGUUUAGAGUUGAUGUGCUUGAUGAAUUAAAUAGAGAAAUGAUUGAUUCUAUUUCUAAAGAUACCCUUGAAAUGUGCCUAACAAGUGCAGGUACAUCCCAUAAUGAUGAUGUUGAGGUGCUGGAAAUAGCCAAUGCUAUAGAGGCAUGCCCUCCAUGGAAGAAAAGAGGUAAUCAUUUUAAGAAACUCGAGAAAGGUAAUCCUCUUCCUCCUCCCUCUAGUGUGCAAGCACCUACUUUAGAAUUAAAGCCUUUGCCAUCACAUUUAAAAUAUGCUUUUCUGGGUGAAAAUGAUUCCUUGCCUGUUAUUGUAAAUGCUUCACUAUCUAAUGAACAAUUAGAUAAACUUUUGCGUGUCUUAAGGGAAAGAAAGAAAGCAAUUGGUUGGACUAUUUUUGAUCUUAUUGGAAUAAGCCCAUCUGUUUAUGAUACAUUUCCUGAUGAACAAUUGUUGGCUAUUGCUAGUAUUCCUUGGUAUACUGAUUUAGUAAACUAUCUGAAGAAUUUCAUAAUAUACUGUUUCAUUGUCAUUUCUUUAGAAUGUGGUGGUUAUUUCAGUACAAAUAAGACAAUAGUUAAAGUUUGGCAAUCUGGUUUUUAUUGGCCAACUAUGUAUAAAGAUGCUAGAGACUAUGUUAGCAAAUGUGAUAGAUGUCAACGAGUAGGUAACAUAUCUAAAAGAAAUGAAAUGCCUAUGAAUAUUAUGCCUGAAGUUGAGUUGUUUGAUGUGUGGGGAAUUGAUUUUAUGGGUCCUUUUCCCUCUUCUCAUAACAAUAGAUAUAUUUUAGUUGUUGUUGAUUAUGUUUCUAAAUGGGUAGAAGCUAUAGCUACUCAUACUGAUGAUUCAAAAGUUGUUAUGAAAUUUCUUAAAAAGAAUAUUUUUUCUAGAUUUGGUGUUCCUAGAGCGAUUUUAAGUGAUGGAGGCUCUUAUUUUUGUAAUAAGCCGCUUGAUUCUCUUUUAAGAAAGUAUGUGUUUAAACAUAAAGUUGCGUUAGCUUAUUAUCCUCAAACCAAUGGUCAAGUAGAGCUUGCUAAUAGAGAGUUAAAGCAAAUUCUAGAGAAAACCAUGAAUAUUUCUAGGAAGGAUUGGGCUAAUAAGAUUGAUGAUUCUUUAUGGGCAUAUAGGACAACCUUUAAAACAUCUUUAGGCAUGUCUCCUUAA